AUUUAUCGGCUGCACCUUUUAAUUUUGAGCUCGUUGUUUCGAGCUGAUCAAUUUUAUCAAUUUUAUCAGUAAAUUAUAUUCCAAAUUGAGAAAAAAUGGAAUUAGUGAUAAACCCACCCCAAGAAGUUUUCGAUCAGCUGAUCCAUUUGGCCGGAGCUACUAAUGGAUGGGCUCAUCAGCCAUAUGACUAUCGAUUUUAUAGUCAGGCUUAUGAUGGCUAUUGGUUUGUCGCAAUGGUGGAUACGGAAAAAGAACCCCAAGAAAAGUUUGUCGCUGGUGGGUGUUUGGCACGUUGGGAUACCGUAAACGAUGCUCCGCUGUACUCAAUUGGGCUGUAUUACUGCAGAGAAGAGUAUCGUGGAAAAGGCCACGGAAUUCCGGUUUUCCAAAAAAUGAUGGAUAUUGUUAGUGAUGGAAAUUGCGUUUUGACGGCAGCAGCCGACAUGUCUCCAAAAUACGCUAAAACCUUUGGGUUUACGGAAAUGUUGGCAUAUUGGCAAAUGGAAGCAAACAUUGAGCCCAAGAAAAUGAAAAUUCCAGAAAAUUUAGUGACAGAGUAUACUACAAAGGACUGGAGAGAAGUAAAUGCUGAGCAGCUGGAAGCCUAUGAUUUGACGAUUUGCCCAAGAGCCCGGCGGAAAAUUAUCAGGCCCUGGUUUGAGCAAGACCAGAGUUAUACUCGGGUGGCAUUCGAAAGAAAUCAAAAUAUCGUUGGCUACUGUACCAUCCGAGUCAUCAACCUCAAUCGGCUUUGCACUGCCCCAUUUUAUGCUGAAAAUGUGCAUGUUGCUGAGCAAUUGCUGGCGGGUAUCAGGGGUAUGGGAAUCAUACCGAAUUUCCAAAAUUUCGAGAAAAUCAUCUUCUGGUACCCAGAGGUCAAUAAGGAUGUUGAAAGACUCCUUCAAAAAUUCGCACCUGACGGCGGAUUUUCUGUGCACGUGGACUUCCGUACUCAAUUCACGAAAACGAUAAUUGAAGCGCGAGACGAAGUGGUGUAUGCGGUGUCUUGUUCAGUUCAUCAAUUUGUUUAAAUUUAGUGUAGAUUUUUACAAUAAAACUGUUUGAUUUA
This is a messenger RNA of Caenorhabditis elegans, 1069 nucleotides long. RefSeq names its product YitH/HolE acetyltransferase (GNAT) domain-containing protein (gene F21D9.4). Lineage: Eukaryota; Metazoa; Nematoda; Chromadorea; Rhabditida; Rhabditidae. Bases 96 to 1031 code for a protein of 311 amino acids. The record is from RefSeq and is marked reviewed. The transcript has 6 exons.